Molecule: messenger RNA, 431 nt
Organism: Notechis scutatus (mainland tiger snake)
Lineage: Eukaryota; Metazoa; Chordata; Lepidosauria; Squamata; Elapidae
Source: RefSeq, a predicted model, not a curated record
CGGAAGACGACCUGAAGAGCGCCUUCGCUCCCUUCGGGACAGUCCUGGAAGCCUCCCUGCCCAGGAAGCCUGAUGGAAAGCUGCGCGGUUUUGCCUUCGUGCAGUUCCGGAAUGUCCUGGAAGCAGGAAAAGCCCUGAAGGGGAUGAACAUGAAGGAGAUCAAAGAGCGCCCCGUGGCUGUGGAUUGGGCUGUGGCCCGGGAGAAGUUCCAGGCUGCACAGGCAGAAGGCGGCGUCCCCGCUGAGAAGAAGAAAGGCCAGCCGGGCAGUGCGGGUGGGAGUGAAGGGACGCAAGGGAGACUGGAGGCUUCUGGGCCAGGGAGGCCGAGCAGGGACCCCAGGCUUCCAAGUCCCCCCGGGGAGAGCCAAGACGAAGAGCAGGAGGAGGAACCCAGCGAGGCCGGGAGUUCGGAGGAGGAGGGGGAGGAGAGC